This is a messenger RNA of Drosophila ananassae, 1304 nucleotides long. RefSeq lists its product as uncharacterized. The transcript has 2 exons. Lineage: Eukaryota; Metazoa; Arthropoda; Insecta; Diptera; Drosophilidae. The record is from RefSeq and is a predicted model, not a curated record. The coding region runs from base 79 to 1200 and encodes 373 amino acids.
ACGAGCGUUUACUGCAUUUUGGCGACGCAUUUUAGUGAGAAGUUUACGUCGAGCGGUCACAAAAAGUUGCAUAGAAUCAUGAGUUUUGCCGGAAAUUUACAAAAGAUUUUGGAGAAAUUCCUCAUUUCUGGAAAAUUACGUUGCGUUUAUACAGAGGAUGCGAUUGAAAUCCAGAAUUUUGUAAUGAAACAGCUUAAAGAAAAUGACCAAACUUUUCGCGAGGUUUUCGAGGGACUUAGUCUUGGGGGAAGCUAUCUUGAUGGAGUGAAAUUGGUGACUCCCGAUGAAUUUGAUAUGCAUAUGAAACUGAAAUUCCCAUACGAAAUUACACCAGAACUAUACGGUGAUGGAUUUGUCUGCCUCGAUAAAGGAUUUGAGAAAAUCAAUCGAUGUAAAUUACAAAACUGGUUGCGAAGCAUUUUCGAAAAAGUGGGCAGUCGUGUAACCACCUCCAGAGGAGAAGUCUAUACACUCAAAUAUGUUAGAGAAGGUUACGGAUGUGCCCAUACUAUCAAAGCUGUUGGAAAUACUCGAACGAUUUCAUUUGAUUUUGUCCCAGCAUUAGAGUUUCCGGGAAGCCAAUGGCCUUUGGCCACCCCCCCAAUCCCGGCUGAGAUCCGUAAUAAGUGGCCGUGGUUUGCCAUACCACAGAGGUAUCCAGGAGAAAAAAAUAAAUUCACUUUUAAGGUUUGUGCACCCACCUGGGAGCGUGAGCGGAUUAAGGACUUGGAUAAUUUUAAGAAUGUACUGCGCCUGAUGAAAGGAUUACGCGACGCUAAAAAAAAGGGACUGCCCAAACUAUCUAGUUAUAUGUUGAAAACUGUUUUGCUUCACCAACUGGAUCUUGUCGACUGGCAACAAGAUUUGGGUACACUUUUGGUGGCGAUGUGGGCCCACUUGGUUGAUCAUCUUCAUAAGGGGAGGCUUGCAUUUUUUUUGGCAGAUGGACACAAUUUAUUUAGUCGUAUGUCCCCAGCAGAAGUAGUCAAAUGUUACGUAACUGCUAAUGAAAUUUUAACCAAGCUAAGAGAAGCCCAGAAAACAGGGUCAUCAUUGCUACUGGAACAACUUUUCAAUGUAAAAAUUCAAGAGUUCAAGAGUUCAGAAGUUCAAGAAUUGAAAGCUCUGCUAAAACAAUUUCAUGACGCAAGAAAAACAUUUUUUUUUAUCAGUUUUUUAUUCCUUUCAAAGAAGCGAUAAAUAUAAACAAACUAUUCCUUUGUCAGCGAAUAUUAUUUUCGUUUUUCUUUUUUGUUUGAUAUGUAAACAUAUGGGUUUUUAAAUAAAAAAAUUCAGUAAAUGUA